Messenger RNA from Amphibalanus amphitrite, 2188 nucleotides. RefSeq names its product WD repeat-containing protein 76-like. Gene Ontology annotation, biological process: regulation of DNA damage checkpoint. The record is from RefSeq and is a predicted model, not a curated record. Gene Ontology annotation, molecular function: protein binding; DNA binding. Gene Ontology annotation, cellular component: nucleus. The transcript has 2 exons. The coding region runs from base 97 to 1626 and encodes 509 amino acids. NCBI's taxonomy places the organism in Eukaryota, Metazoa, Arthropoda, Thecostraca, Balanomorpha, Balanidae.
AACAGUUGUGUUCAGAUUAUCUUCGAUGAUUCUCAUCCAUAUGACGAUUUUCUGAAGAGUUCAGAAGCUACAUUGGACCCAAGAAGGUUAACCAAGAUGGAGCGACGACGAAGCACCAGACUGCAAGCGAAGCCGAAGAAGGAUCUGUGUGAGAUUGAAAAUGAGUUUGAAGAGCCUCUGUCAAAAAAACAGGUGGCUGAUAAGCUGGACAAAAAACCUGUUCUUAAGGCAGGCAAUUUUGCAUCAGUCCCUGGUCCAGAAUAUGUCUCUGCCUAUGAGGCAUCCAUCAGAAAGAACAUUGAGGAAAGGAUGGAGAUGCUGAAAAUGUUGAAGAUUGAUGCAAUGAAAGAGGAAGCAAAACCGACCGUGCCAGAGAGCAAGGCCAAUACAACCAGGUUCUACAGGAAGGCUGUGAAGCCGGCGAAGCCGCUGACACCGAGCCGGAGGAGUCUGCGGAUCAGCGGCCGCGACCCGCAGGGCAUAGAGCUGCCGCCGCGGCCCCCCACGCCGGAGGAGCGACCGCUCAAACUGGGCACCGAGACGGUGCAGAGCGCCAACACGGGCCUGUCCGAGCCGGGGGAGAUCUCCGAGAGCCUGGCCGACAUCGCCGGCCGGGUAACCGAGCAGGGGCGCUCCGGGGACGGUCCCUGCGGCUCGUACGCGGCGGCUCUGACCGACCUCGCCCUGGACACGUUAGCCAAGGUGACGCCGCUGCGCAUCGCCUCCAUGGCCUUCUCUCCCCUGCGUCAGAAGCACGUGCUGGCGGCCGGUGACAAACGUGGCGUGCUGGGUUUAUGGGACGUGUCGCGUGGCGGGCUCGGCGUACACAACCUGUCCGCACACACCGGGCUCAUCGCGGGCGUGAGUUUUUCACCCGUGGACGGCGCGCGCUGCUUCACCAGCAGCUACGACGGUCUGUGCCGCGCGCUCGACCUGGAGCGCCAGCAGUUCGACCAGGUGUACGCGCCGCCCGACUCGCAGCCAGAUCUGUUCCUCAACCACCACACGCACAUGAACGAGAACAUCCUGCUGCUGGGGCGGAGCGACGGCCGACUGGUGCAGCGCGACCUGCGCACGCCCGACUCCACAUCGCUGCGGCUGAGCGACCGCGGCGGUCUGCGGUACCUGAACGUCCACCCGAGCCGCGAGCACUGCCUGGCCGUGGUGGAGCGGCCCAACACGGUCAGUCUCUGGGACCUCCGCCGCGUGAAGGGGCCGCGCAGCGCUCUGCAGCGCGUGACGCUGCCACGCACGUGCGCCAGUGCCAUCAUCAGCCGCCACUCGGGCGACCGACUGGUGGUGCCCUGUGCCGACGACUUCAUCCGUAUCUACGACGGCGUCAACCGCGGCGCUCUGGACGCCAGUCAGACGAUCCGGCACAACAACCAGACGGGGCGCUGGCUGACCACCUUCAAGCCCACCUGGCUGCCCGACAGUGACGAGCUGUUCGUGGUGGGCUCGAUGCUGCAGCCGCGCCGCGUGGAGGUGUACGACAUCAGUGGUCACGUGCACCACCUGUUAAUGGGAGCCGACUUACUGACGGUGUGCUCCACCGUCGCCUUCCACCCGAACGAGCGGGCCAUCGCGGCCGCCAACUCCUCUGGAAAGGUGCACCUGUUCCGGUAAACGGCCGCACAGAUGGUGGACGGUGACACGGGGUGACAGGGACGCGAUCUGUGCCUAGACGAAGUGUCGAGGCGUCGGAGGCGAGUGUUAUUGGUAGCGUUGGAGCUGCUGUCGCCUGCAGACGGGCCAGCCGGACCGCUGCCGCCCUCCCCUGCCGAUUAUUGUCGUGCUCACAUGUAACGCGGGACCAUCUCAUGUAUUCGCUGCUAGGACGUGUCCUUCUGUCUCAACUCUCAGCUGAGAGGUAUGCGAUGUUGAUAGGUACAUAAGUUCAGUGUUAGUCCAGAUCAGCGUCGGUUUUCAACUGCUGUCUCGUUUUAGGUCAUUGUAUCAGUGCCAUGUACUGGUGCCAGGAAUUUUUAGGCUUAAGUGCCAUUUAAUUAUGCGCCACAUUAAGAUAACUUCGUUAUGGAAACGGGCGCAAUAGUUUAGAGCUGUUAAAGGCGUUUGGUGGCGUAAGAUUAUAGUGCACACUUCACUGUUUUAGUUAGAUGUUUCUGUAGUGAUUAUUUGAGUGCUUAGAUGGACCAUGAUGGGAGUCGAAUAAAGCAACUUUGUAUUU